Physcomitrium patens is the source of this 3407-nucleotide messenger RNA. Its product is annotated as serine/threonine-protein phosphatase BSL3. Lineage: Eukaryota; Viridiplantae; Streptophyta; Bryopsida; Funariales; Funariaceae. Gene Ontology annotation, biological process: brassinosteroid mediated signaling pathway. Gene Ontology annotation, molecular function: protein binding; phosphoprotein phosphatase activity. The record is from RefSeq and is a predicted model, not a curated record.
ACACCACACGACGAGGCUCGCCUCGAUCGCUGCCGCUCCGCUUUCCCCCUUCCUUCCUUGUCCACCUCACUCUGCUUCCGAUCCUCGCCGCUUUGCGUCGCGCGGUGGAGUGUGGCGAAAGGCGCCCGCGCCGGAGUCUCGACGGAGGAUCGCGGUUGAGUCGAUGGAAGCGGAGCGGCGGAAUGGUCGUCGCAGGAAUUGAGGCUCGGAGGUUUAGAUAGGGAUAUGGAAGCCGGGGCGGGAAUGGGACGAGAUGCGGCGGUGUCCAAGAGCGAGGCCAACGGGAAGAGCAGCAGCAGCAGCGCCAACGGGAGCGCCAACGGGGAGGCGGUAGGAGGAGAGAACAUAGAGGAGAUGCCAUCGUCUUCCCCAUCUGCUGCGCAAGCAGUGGCGGGGCGGCAGCAGGUGGCGAUGGCCACGUUGCCGCGACCCGCGCCAGCGUUCCGAAUGGUGAGCGCCGUGAUCGAGAAGAAGGAGGAUGGACCGGGGCCGCGUUGCGGGCACACGUUGACGGCCGUGGCAGCGGUUGGGGAGGAAGGGACGCCGGGAUACGUCGGUCCGAGAUUGAUUUUGUUCGGGGGCGCGACUGCGUUGGAGGGGAAUUCGUCCGCCGCGGGCGGACCUCAGACUGCUGCUGCUGGUGCCGGCAUUCGGUUGGCGGGUGCAACCGCAGACGUGCACUGUUAUGACGUGACUAGCAGAAAAUGGUCAAGACUCAUUCCUGUUGGGGACCCACCUUCUCCGCGAGCAGCGCAUGCAGCCACAGCGGUGGGAACCAUGGUUGUUAUCCAGGGAGGAAUCGGACCGGCAGGAUUGUCAACAGACGACCUUCACGUACUGGAUCUAACUCAGGCGAAGCCCCGGUGGCACAGGGUGGUGGUCCAAGGAGCGGGGCCAGGGCCUCGGUAUGGGCAUGUGAUGUCGUUGGUGGGGCAGCGGUUUCUUUUAUCUAUUAGUGGGAACGACGGCAAGCGACCCCUAGCAGACGUGUGGGCUUUGGAUACAGCAGCUAAGCCGUACGAGUGGAGGAAGCUUGAUCCAGAGGGAGAGGGCCCUCCUCCAUGCAUGUAUGCGACUGCAUGUGCGCGAUCAGAUGGUCUGCUUCUUCUUUGUGGUGGGAGGGACGCAAACAGCGUGCCCUUGGAUACUGCUUACGGGCUUGCAAAACAUCGAGACGGGCGGUGGGAGUGGGCAGUAGCUCCUGGAAUAGCGCCAUCAGCACGUUAUCAGCAUGCUGCGGUUUUUGUGAAUGCUAGGCUCCAUGUUUCUGGGGGCGCCUUAGGAGGAGGUCGUAUGGUUGAAGAUGAGUCCAGUGUUGCAGUAUUAGAUACAGCUGCCGGUGUAUGGUGCGAUAAGAAGGCGGUAGUGAAUAGUCCACGAUCUGGGAGGUUUUCUCAGGACGUGGCUGGUGGGGAUGCUAUCCUUGAGCUGACCAGACGAUGUCGACAUGCAGCAGCGUCCGUUGGUGACCAUAUUUAUUUGUAUGGUGGUCUAAGAGGAGGUGUUUUGUUGGAUGAUUUGUUAGUAGCAGAGGAUCUAGCUGCUGCAGAAACGACGUCAGCAGCAUUGCAUCAGGCUGCUCUGCAUUCGUCAGCGCCUUCAUCUCAGCCUAAUAGUAUUUCCAGUGCCAAAGCUGUUGGUGAUGGGCGACAGAAGACGGCAGAUGGGUCAGUUAUGAUGGGGAGCCCCGUAGCAGCGCCUGCAGCCGGAGAUGCAACGAUGGAUAUCAGUACAGAGAAUGCCUUGGCUCAUGGACAUCGGAGCGAGAGAAAAGGAGUAGAGUCACUGGUAGAGGCAUCGGCAGCAGAAGCAGAGGCUAUCAGCAAUGCGCUGAAGGCGGCAGAAGCGAAAGCUGCAGCGUGUCGAGAUACGAAUGAGGACGUUGAGGAUGGAGCCCCGGAUAGGGAUCGUGGCGCGGAAGCCACUCCAAGUGGCGAAUCACCCAUGACACCUGCAGCAGGUUCAAUGGGAUUGAACAAGUUGGCUCAUGCGGAUGGAGCCCUUACUACACCACCUACAGGCGUCAGGCUUCAUCACAGAGCAGUAGUGGUGGCAGCUGAAUCUGGAGGUGCGUUGGGAGGGCUGGUCAGGCAGCUAUCUAUCGACCAAUUUGAGAACGAAGGUCGGCGAGUUAGUUAUGGAACUACCCCAAAUAGUGCGAUGUUAGCAAGGCGGCUUCUCGACCGUCAAAUGUCUAUGGCUAGUGUUCAGAAGAAGGUGUUGGCGUACUUGCUGAAGCCUCGAGGUUGGAAGCCGCCUGUAAAGAGGCAAUUUUUCAUGGACUGCAACGAGAUUGCUGAGCUUUGUGAUGCGGCGGAACGAUUGUUUAGUCAAGAAUCAAGUGUGUUGCAAAUAAGAGCUCCUGUGAAGAUAUUUGGAGAUCUUCAUGGACAAUUUGGUGAUUUGAUGCGUCUGUUCGAUGAAUAUGGAUCUCCUUCUACAGCAGGAGACAUUACAUAUAUUGAUUAUCUUUUCUUGGGAGAUUAUGUUGAUCGGGGGCAGCAUAGCUUAGAAACUAUCACUCUUUUACUUGCUCUGAAGAUUGAGUAUCCAAAUAAUGUACAUCUUAUUCGUGGAAAUCAUGAAGCUGCUGAUAUAAAUGCUCUGUUUGGGUUUCGCAUCGAAUGCAUCGAGCGUAUGGGUGAGCGUGAUGGAAUAUGGGCUUGGCAACGCAUCAACCAACUGUUCAACUGGCUGCCGCUUGCUGCCCUUAUAGAGAAGAAGAUUAUCUGCAUGCAUGGAGGAAUCGGGAGAUCGAUCAAUCACCUACAUCAAAUUGAAUCCCUGCAACGGCCCAUCACUAUGGAAGCGGGCUCUGUUGUGCUUAUGGACCUUCUUUGGUCUGAUCCAACAGAGAAUGAUAGUGUGGAGGGCCUGCGACCAAACGCACGAGGCCCAGGGCUAGUGACCUUUGGGCCGGACCGUGUCAUGGAGUUUUGUAAAAAUAAUGACCUUCAACUUAUUGUGCGGGCACAUGAGUGCGUGAUGGACGGGUUUGAGCGUUUUGCUCAAGGGCACCUAAUUACUCUGUUUUCUGCUACGAAUUACUGCGGCACUGCCAACAAUGCGGGUGCAAUUUUGGUUUUGGGAAGGGACUUGGUGGUGGUGCCGAAGCUAAUCCAUCCCAUCCCUCCUGCCAUCACGUCCCCUGAAUCGUCACCAGAGCGGCAUCUUGAAGACACGUGGAUGCAGGAAUUGAAUGUGCAAAGGCCGCCUACUCCCACUCGAGGGCGACCGCAAGCGGGAAAUGAUCGGGGUUCUUUAGCCUGGAUUUGAUGGUUAGAGUAGAUUUGGCUAUAUGUAGGGCAAGUCACCUUAUGGUGGAGAUUAGUUUGAGGAUUGUAGGUUUUGUAAAGUAUGCCAAUGUGCACUGCUUUAGGAAUAACAAGUCACUUCCGGUUCCUAUU